UGAAGUAAGUGAAGCAAAUGAGAACUCUAGUGAAAGCAAAGCAAAUCAGAACCUCUGUGAAAGCAAAGCAAAUCAGCACCUUCAUGAAAGUAAAGCAAAUCACAAUCCAAGCGAAAGUGAUGCAAAUCCAAAUCUCUGUGAAAGUGGAGCAAGUUUGAACCCUUAUAAAAGCAAAGCAAGUCUGAACUCCCAUGAAAGUAAAGCAAGUCUGAACUCCCAUGAAAGUGAAGCAACAAAUUUGAAUACUUGUGAAAGUGAUGCAAAUCUGAAUCUCAGUGAAAGUGAAGAAAAUCUAAAUCUCUGUGAAAGUGAAACAAUCUAA
Messenger RNA from Cetraspora pellucida, 322 nucleotides. The record is from the annotation of a GenBank genome assembly. NCBI's taxonomy places the organism in Eukaryota, Fungi, Glomeromycota, Glomeromycetes, Diversisporales, Gigasporaceae.